Molecule: messenger RNA, 2148 nt
Organism: Malaya genurostris
Lineage: Eukaryota; Metazoa; Arthropoda; Insecta; Diptera; Culicidae
Exons: 1
Coding region: 1-2148 (715 amino acids)
Biological process (GO): DNA integration
Molecular function (GO): nucleic acid binding
Source: RefSeq, a predicted model, not a curated record
AUGAACCUGGAUAAACUCUAUACAGAACGCGUUUUGGGCCUGAUCUGGAUACCGAAGGAAGAUGUCUUCACAUUCGAUUUGAGCAACAUGAAGGAGGAAAUCAAAGCAUUAGUUGAAAGCGAAAGUAUACCAACUAAGCGUCAAGUCUUGAGAACGGUCAUGUCUCUGUUCGACCCGAUGGGAUUGAUUGCACACUUUGUUGUGCAUGGCAAAGUUCUAAUGCAGCAAAUAUGGAGAAGUGGAACGGAUUGGGAUGACCUGAUAUCGGUCGACUUGCGAGAUGGUUGGAGGACUUGGUGCCGACAGAUGCAGAAACUGAAUGCUGUCAGCGUACCUCGUUGCUUCUUCAAAGGGGUCAACAGUUCCAUGCUCAAGGAUGUGGAAGCUCAUCUCUUCGUAGACGCAAGCGAACUAGCUUGUGCGGCUGUUCUAUAUCUUCGAUUCUGCAGUGGAGGCGGGCCUAGAUGCGUGUUGGUAGCGGCAAAAACCAAAGUUUCUCCGUUGAAACCGUUAUCCAUUCCACGUCUUGAGUUACAAGCGGCGAUGAUCGGAACGAGAUUGAUGGAUUCUGUGCUUAAAUCGCUAGACAUCAAAAUUACUAACCGCUUCAUGUGGACGGACUCUACUACCGUGCUUUGUUGGUUGCGAUCCGACAGUCGACGAUACCACCAGUUCGUAGCCUUCCGUGUAGGAGAAAUUCUCACUACAACCAGCGUAGAUGAGUGGCACUAUGUACCUUCGAGAAUGAACAUCGCCGAUGCUGCCACCAAGUGGAAGGACGGGCCGAACUUUGACCCAAACAGCCCGUGGUUUAAAGGACCAGAAUUCUUGUAUCAAACACCAGAUCACUGGCCCUCAGAACCGUCAUUGAACCGAGCAGAGGCCGAAACCGAAUUACGUUCAGUGUUUCUUUACCACGGAACGAUUCCUUAUUCGUUGAUAGAUGCUUCUAGGUUCUCAAACUGGAAUCGUUUACUGAGGACGACAGCAUACGUACUACGAGCUAGGCGCCGAUUCAAAGGUGAAAAAGUUAUCAAACCGUGUAUCAUGUCUAAGGAGGAAUUGUUUCUAGCAGAGAACCUUUUAUGGCAGCAGAUACAAGCGGAAUCGUAUCCAGAUGAGUAUGCCAUUCUACGUCGUAGUCGAGAAAACUGUACAAGUCCAGUUUCAAUACCGAAGUCUAGUGCACUAUACCGACUGUCGGUUUUUAUUGAUGAGUACGGUGUUAUCCGGAUGAACAGCAGAAUAACCGAGGCACCAACUGUGCCGUACGAUACCAAGUUUCCGAUUAUACUACCCAGAAAGCACGUAGCAGUACAUCUUCUGGCCGAAAGCUAUCACCGAAAGUUUCGCCAUGGGAACAACGAGACGGUCUGUAAUGAAAUGCGUCAACGAUUUUUCCUACCCGGACUGCGAGUUUUAAUUCGGAAGAUAUCAAAGCAGUGCAUGGCCUGUCGCGUUGGAAAGGCAAUCCCUGUUCCUCCUAUGAUGUCAUCGCUACCGUCAGCUCGCGUUACUGGAUUGAUUAGACCAUUUACUCAUACAGGAUUGGACUAUUUCGGGCCAAUUCAAGUGAGACAAGGCCGCAGUUUGGUAAAAAGGUGGGUGGCAUUAUUUACGUGCCUUACGAUACGUGCUGUACAUCUCGAGAUAGUACAUAGUCUCUCUACCCAGUCGUGUAUCAUGGCCAUCAGGCGAUUUGUGGCUCGUCGUGGUUCUCCGGAGACUUUCUACAGUGAUAACGGGACGAACUUUCUUGGGGCAAGUAACCUUCUGAAAAAACAGAUACAAGAUAUUCACGAAGACUGUGCGGUAACCUUCACGAGUGCUAGGACAAGCUGGAUUUUCAACCCUCCGUCGGCGCCUCAUAUGGGCGGCUCCUGGGAGCGAAUGGUGCGCUCAGUAAAAGCAGCCAUGUUGGCGAUAGCAGAUCACCCUCAUCAUCCUAGUGACGAGGUAUUGGAAACCGUAACGCUAGAAGCCGAAUCGAUCGUUAACUCUAGACCACUUACAUACAUCCCAUUGGAGUCGUCGGAGCAAGAGUCGCUAACGCCCAACCACUUUCUGUUAUUCGGAACGAAGGGAAUUACACAGCCAGAGAUACCAGUGAACAACGGGAAGAACGUUUUGCGAGAUUGUGGCGCCUAG